CCCGCGGCUCGCCGUUCCCUCAGCUCAUUGGUCACCUCCCUGUCCGUCCCGCCCCGCCCCGCCCCGGGCUUUGUCAGGCUCCCGCAGGCCGAGCGGCUGGGCUGAGGCUGCUUGAGAGUCCAGCGUGGGGUGCAGGGGCCGCGGCAGGCUGAGAUUGGUGAAACACCAUUAGAGAGAUGAACUUGAUGACAAAGGGUUUCAGUGAGCUCCAGGAAUUAAGCAGCCGAAGGCAACAGACACCAGUAUGGAAACUUCCCAGCGGUAGAUCCACGCUGAGUAAAUCAGCUCAAGCAGUCAGACGCUACUAUGAGAACCAAGCUGAUAUCAAACCUGCUGGCUUCUCUAAGUCAGAGUAUGAGCCCCAGGUGGAGGAAUUACAGAGAUCUUUUCUAAUGCGCCCUGGAUGUCCUAGAUUCAGUAACAGAGCAACUUCAACAUCCCAGCUUGAAAGUACUUCAUCAGACAUCCCUGAUUUGGCCUUUAAUUUGAGUACCAUCAGUCUGUCCUCCCAACUCAACUUUGAAGAGUGGAAUGCUGCCUUUCAGAACACAUAUCCAUCAGAAUUGGCCACCAAAGCAGCUGGCCAGCUCCUACCCAGUAAAAGUUUCACUGGUCUCUCUAAAUGGAAGAGUUUCACAGAAGGAAUAGUUCCGGCUGAACAACAAAGAGGACCUAUAGAGAGUAAAAUCCCAUGGUAUAUUGAUGUAAUCCGUGAGAAGGAACGAUGCUUGUUGAUGAUGGGAGAAGAGAUUAAUCGUCUUUCAAGAUGUGAAGCAGAAUGUGCAAGGAAAGAUGAUGUAAUCUCUAUCCUUAGGGAGGAGAUGGAGAAUCUGAAGAAGCAUCUGGAGCUGCUCAGGAGGGGAAGUGUAAUCACAAAGGAGAAAGAUGCAGCCUCAGAACCUGUAGCUGACGACAGCAAGACAAAGAUGCCUAGGCUAAGCAGCUCAGUGCAGGAUGGCUUAGGAGAAAGUGGCACUAAAGAAGAUUUGAGAGAGGAAGUGGCAUGCUUAAAAUUAAAACUAAGCUACUCUGAUAAAAUGCUGGACUCUAAGAUUGCUAGCCUGUCUGAGUCCUUGAUGAAAGACCAGGAGGAACUAUGGCAACUGGAAAAGGAGUACUCAGAAAUGCAGCAAAAGGGCUUGAGACAAGAGGACAUGGAAAAAGCGCUUCUUAGUGGUACAGAGCUUGAAGUGGCUUCUGAAGAGGAGGGGGAGAAUGAGGCAGAGGCAGAGGCAGAAGAGAAAGCAUCCCUCAUCAAGCUCAGAGAAUUCCAGCAAAUGAACCAAGAACUCUGUAAAGAACUGGAGAAAGCAAAAACGGACUAUGACAUGGCCACAGGUGCCAUCACUUCCUUGCAAAGGCAGCUGGCUUUCCAGGAGUCACAGCUACGGAGAGCUGAGUCUGAAAAGGAAAUGCUACAAAAGGAGCUUCGAGAGCGGGGAAAUCAACUACAAGCCAUGUCUGCCAAGUUUUCCAGCCUUCGAGAAGAACGGAAGCGUGAAGAAAUGAUGGGAAUAAUAGAGAGAGAAAAUUACAAACUCCGACAGAGCAAGAUCAACCAGCUCCAGGCAGAGGUUAUGGUAGCCCAGCACCACAUACAGAAGCAGCUGUGCGACCAAAGUGAGACGCAGAGCCAAGUCGAGGCCUUGAAGCACGCUGAGCAGCAGGCCAAAGUUGCACUGGAGUGCAUCAGUGCCAGGUUUGAAAGAUUUCGAAGCAAAAUAAUUCAGGCCACAUACAGCAGUGCAGGUGCCAAAUCCCCCCAAGCUGAAAUUAGCGAUGAGGAGGCACUGGAGGCUAUGCAGAGAAUAAUUAGCGAGCGGCUGGAUUUUCAUCAGAUGCUGAAACAGAAGGGUGUGAAGGUCCCGUCUCUCUUCAGCACUGAGCCAGCAAAUUUGCCUUCUCCUAAUUCUAAGACCACCAAAAAGAGUCCUGUGAAAUAGGGUCUUGUACGCGGAGAGCUGAUUCCUGCAGCUGAGUCACAGAGUCAGAAAGGCACUUUCUCCUGAGGCUCUUUCCUGGUUGCGUUUUGGUUUGUUCUCUGAUGUUUUGCUUUUUAUUGACAAAUUAAACAAUUAUAUUUGACUUCAA
Messenger RNA from Mauremys reevesii (Reeves's turtle), 2091 nucleotides. It is a transcript of the gene CCDC27, whose product is annotated as coiled-coil domain containing 27. The coding region runs from base 177 to 1943 and encodes 588 amino acids. Lineage: Eukaryota; Metazoa; Chordata; Testudines; Geoemydidae. The record is from RefSeq and is a predicted model, not a curated record. The transcript is spliced from 13 exons.